CGCGCAGGUUCCAAAGACACGCGAGACCUCGGCGCCAUUUUGAGAAGUCAGCGAGAGUUGCGGGAUUAUUUCUAAAUUAGCUAGCUAACUUUGCGUGCACCGUUGACGAUUGAUUUAGAUAGCUUGAUAUUUAUACAGCCAUUUGUUAUAUACCGUUAAACGGCUUUUCUUCAGUUAGCUAGCUAGGGAAGUAGUAAUCUUCGGAUGUCGGGGGAUAAUAUGUCGGGAGGCGGGAGCGUGGUUCGUGGCCCAGCGGGAAACAACGACUGUCGGAUCUACGUGGGUAACCUACCGCCUGAUAUUCGAACCAAAGACGUAGAGGAUGUGUUCUAUAAGUACGGAGCGAUCCGGGAUAUCGACUUGAAGAACCGGAGAGGAGGACCGCCGUUCGCUUUCGUGGAAUUCGAGGACCCCAGAGAUGCUGAUGAUGCAGUGCACGGUCGUGAUGGUUACGACUACGAUGGUUACCGUCUCCGGGUGGAGUUCCCCCGUAGUGGUCGUGGCGGGGGGAGAGGGGGGAUGGGCGGUGGAAGGGGCGGGGGUGACGGAGGAGGACCCAGAGGAAGAUAUGGACCUCCAUCACGACGCUCUGAGUACCGGGUCAUCGUCUCCGGUCUCCCCUCUAGUGGUAGCUGGCAGGACCUAAAGGACCACAUGCGCGAGGCAGGUGAUGUAUGUUAUGCUGACGUGUUCCGGGACGGUACCGGCGUGGUGGAGUUCGUACGCAAGGAGGACAUGACCUACGCUGUCCGCAAGCUGGACAACACCAAGUUCCGCUCCCACGAGGGAGAGACUGCGUACGUGCGUGUGAAGGUGGAUGGACCUCGCAGCCCCAGUUACGGACGCUCCCGCUCUCGUAGCCGUAGCAACGGGCGUAGCAACAGCCGCUCACUCAGCUUCUCACCGCCGCGACGCAGCCGGGCCUCUCCACGCUACUCACCACGACACUCGCGCUCCCGUUCCCGCACCUAGAUACACACACCUCCAGGACCCCCGGCCCAGCGGACCCCCAGCCCAGGGAGAGGGAUGUGAGAUCAUCAGACCAGGAGACUCAGACAGACGCCCUCCGGUUUCAUCUUCUAAUGCGUUACAUCAUUCUAGCGUUCUGCUGUUCCUCUUGCCUCGCCUUCCUCUUCUUCUUCUUCUUCCUCUCCAUCUGUUCUUUCAUCCCCUUUGUUUUUGGUCUAGUUUGCUACAGAUGUUAUUAUAAUUUUUUUAAUUCAUGAUCUCUGUUCUCUUUUGUAUCUGCUGCCCCCCCCCUCCAUCUGCCUCAUGUCUCCUUCCUCUUUACAGUCCUGCCCUCCCAUCUCCGUGUCCCCCUCCCAUCUCCGUGUCCCCCUCCCAUCUCCGUGUCCCACUCCCAUCUCCGUGUCCCACUCCCAUCUCCGUGUCCCACUCCCAUCUCCGUGUCCCACUCCCAUCUCCGUGUCCCACUCCCAUCUCCGUGUCCCACUCCCAUCUCCGUGUCCCACUCCCAUCUCCGUGUCCCACUCCCAUCUCCGUGUCCCACUCCCAUCUCCGUGUCCCACUCCCAUCUCCGUGUCCCACUCCCAUCUCCGUGUCCCACUCCCAUCUCCGUGUCCCACUCCCAUCUCCGUGUCCCACUCCCAUCUCCGUGUCCCACUCCCAUCUCCGUGUCCCACUCCCAUCUCCGUGUCCCACUCCCAUCUCCGUGUCCCACUCCCAUCUCCGUGUCCCACUCCCAUCUCCGUGUCCCACUCCCAUCUCCGUGUCCCACUCCCAUCUCCGUGUCCCCCUCCCAUCUCUCCCAUCUCUCCACCUCUUUGUCUUCGUGUUAUGGCUGCUGGGGGAAGGUGUCAUGAGGGAUGGAGGGAUGGGGUGGAGACGGGAAAGAGGGAGGUUUUGUGUUGAUGGAGGGAUGGUUUGAUUGUGUUCUGAUAGGCUUUUGGGACACAGGAACAGGAAACAGUUUAUAUUAGCAUUAACAGGAGGAGGAGGAGUCAAAUAACCAGCCAAUGCUAUGACGACAGUAGUCUUUCACCCAAUUAGCUUUCUGACCUGUUUAUUUUUAUGAUCCAGUUAUCACUGUUAAUAAAUGUUUUAAAACGGCA
Molecule: messenger RNA, 2072 nt
Organism: Salvelinus fontinalis (brook trout)
Lineage: Eukaryota; Metazoa; Chordata; Actinopteri; Salmoniformes; Salmonidae
Product: serine/arginine-rich splicing factor 1B-like
Exons: 4
Coding region: 205-972 (255 amino acids)
Cellular component (GO): nucleus; cytoplasm; ribonucleoprotein complex
Molecular function (GO): mRNA binding
Source: RefSeq, a predicted model, not a curated record